This is a messenger RNA of Eruca vesicaria subsp. sativa (arugula), 705 nucleotides long. The record is from the annotation of a GenBank genome assembly. Lineage: Eukaryota; Viridiplantae; Streptophyta; Magnoliopsida; Brassicales; Brassicaceae.
GCCCAGAAGAGGGCAACCACAAGACUUUGCAACUCCUAAACCAAAUGUUUCUGUGCUCAUAUUUGGCCGGAAAAGUCUGAUAUACAUCUUUUCCUUUUCACAAAAGGGUUCUUGAGAAAGCAGGUUGGUAGAGGGGUAAAAGCUCAGCAGAAAAAAACGCGCGCGCAAGUUGUUCGACGAAAUUCCUGAGAGAAUAUAACAAUAUUAAGAGAUGCCACUAGAACCGAUUAAAUUAUUGAGAAACAGCGCAGGCAUAGUUCUUGGUGGGUUUUUGAUCGUAAACGUGGUUUCCACGGCAGCUCUAGGAGCAUUUCGAGUCACUGCAGAGGAGAAGCGGAAGAAAAGCGGGUUGUGUUGUGGAGUGUGUCGUGGGAAAGGGUUUUAUAUAUGUAAGUUGUGUAAAGGAAACGCAACUAUAAUAUGGUCUCCGUUGUAUGAUCCAGUUUGUAUCAAUCCAUGUCUUUGCCCUACUUGUGAUGGUCACAGGGUACAACGAUGUCUCAAUUGUAUAGGGAAGGGAUAUUGUUGAUUACUCUUUUGAAUCUUCCUUUGGCUUUUACUUUUAGUUAACGGUAAGCUACUUUUGAAAAUUCUACGUGAGCCUUUUUUGUAUUCCAUUGUGAAAUGUAGCAUUUGUAGUUAGUUGUGUUCACUGGUUGUGUACUUCUUAAGGGCCCUGGCUAUCGUUUUCUAACUAUAUAUUUG